UUGUAAACCCCCCCAAAAAACCCCUAAUUAUUGUAAUCAAUUUUCCCUUUACCUGCAUUCCUUCCUUCUUUUCCCCCAAAACGGCAGCUCCAUCUUCAAGUCUCAUUCAUACGGUGCUGUUGCUCGAAAUUCAACAUCUUCAAGACUUCAUCAGCUUCAGAUUUCUACUUUCAUUCCUGUGCUGCUGCUGCUCGAAUCAGGCUUCGCUUUUUAUUUGCUCGAAUUAGGUCUCAGAGAGGAGAGGACUAUAGGAGGAUUGGAGAGUAGUGGGAUAGGCGAUCACCAACUUAUCGUCGUUUCAUAUAAACAGCCUGAAGGGUUUCUGAAAUCUCGAAUCAACGGCCUUUCAAUCCAGUUAAUGCCGACGAAGAUGAAGUACAAUACCGAAAUGGAUACACCUUCAGGCUAAGCCCUCCAAGCAUGUUUGGGUUGGCGGAUGUGGCUCAUCAGUCGCUAGAGAAAAGCUAGAAGAAGUGUUGAGUAAAUUUGGUAAAAUUGAGGAGUUUAAGUUCUUUAGAGAUCGGAAUUCUGCACUUGUUGACUUUGCCAGGUUGGAAGAUGCCUCAGCUGCAGUGAAGAAUUUAAAUGGAUUUCAAAUUGGUGAUGAUUGCAUACGUGUUGAUUUUCUGAGGUCUUAUCCUGCUAAGAGGGAACAAUCAGAUUUCCAUUUUAUGGGGAGUGCUUAUUUCAGAAAUGUGGGUGAUCCUUUGUGGAUGAAUGCAGAUGUCAUUAGGGGUUAUCCUGAGCCCACUUAUUCUGGACACAAGAGAUUGCAGGCCAAGCCCUCCAAACAUGUAUGGAUUGGCGGAUUCAGCUCAUCAGUCACCAGGGAAAGGCUAGAGAAAGAGCUUUGUAAAUUUGGUAGAAUUGAGGCGUUAAAAUUCAAUAGAGAUCGAAAUACUGCAAUUGCUGACUUUGUGAGCUUGGAAGAUGCUUUAGCUGCUGUGAAGAAUUUGAAUGGCUCACAGAUUGGUGUUGAUCGCAUACGUGUUGAUUUUCAGAGAUCCCAACCUGUUAAGAGGGAACAAUCUGAUUUACGUGAUAUGGGGAGUGCGCAAUUCAAAGAUAUGGGUUGCCUUGGUCCAUCAUGGAUCAAUCCUGACAUGAUGAGGAAUUAUCGCGAGUCCACUUCUUCCGGGCAUAAGAUAUUGAUGCCAUCUCAACCUUUGGGAGGACGUAAAGGAGAUCAUCCCAGUAAGGUUUUGUGGGUUGGGUAUCCUGCUUCUGUUAUCAUUGAUGAAGAAAUGCUACAUAAUGCAAUGAUCCUGUAUGGGGAGAUUGAAAAUAUCAAAUGUUUCCCUUCAAGACAUUAUGCUUUUGUGGACUUCAGAAGUGUGGAUGAAGCAAGGCGUGCUAAGGAGGCCUUGCAUGGAAGACUAUUUAAUGAUCCUCGAAUUUCUAUAAUGUUCUCCAACAGUGAUUUAGCUCCUGGAAAUGAAUUCGGACAACCAUAUCCUACAUUUAGGGGGCAAAGACCAGAUAUAUUCGGAAAUGAUCUUCCUUUCAGACUACCUUUGGAUAUGUUUGAUUCAAAUUUUGCGAUGCCGCCAAAUAAUUUUUAUGGACCACCAUCUAAUAGUUUGCUUGGACCACCUUGUGUGCUGAGACCAUUUGGGUCAAGAGGGAGUUUGGAUCCACUGUUGCCCUCCCCAGAUUUUCAUGAUCCCAACUUGCUUUCUUCCAUGUCAGAGCUGACUUCAAUUGUUUCCUUUAACCAGAGAAAAUUAUCUCAUUCUGCUGCUGGAUUGCUUCCAUCUCCAAUCUUACCUGGAAUGGCAUCCCAUAAGACAAGAGGGUGGGAUGUUCUAGAUCCAAAUCAGCUUCCUAGGGAAUCAAAGAGGCCUAGAAUAGAGGGCCUGACCUCGUUUCAGGACCCGAACAUAGUAGGAAAAGGUGGUGAAUGUAAUGGAAGUGCUGAUGAACCUUAUAGUGCUGGUCAAUUCAUGGGAGCACCAUUAUCUAGACCUCAGGUUGAUAAUGGAUUGAGUUUAGGAAAUGUUAUGGAACGUUCUAGUGGGGAUCUUAUUUGGCAUGGUGUCAUUUCCAAGGGUGGUAAUCAUGUCUGCCAUGCUCGAUGCGUUCCUAUGGGAAAAGGAUUAGAAUUUGAACUACCAGAAAUUGUCAAUUGCUGUGCGAAAACCGGGCUUGACAUGUUAGCAAAGCACUAUGCUGGUGCUAUUGGGUUUGAUAUUGUAUUUUUCUUGCCUGAUCGUGAAGAGGAUUUUGCUAAUUAUACAGAAUUCUUACAAUAUCUUGGUUCAAAUAACCGUGCGGGUGUGGCUAAAUUAGAUGAUGGAACCACAUUAUUCUUGGUUCCACCAUCAGAUUUCUUGACAGAUGUUUUAAAAGUGGCCGGACGUGAGCGAUUAUAUGGUGUAGUGCUUAAGUUGCCUCAGCAACUCCCUGGUGGUCCAUCUGUACCUCAGAUGGUACAUCAGCCCAACCCUCCUGUUCAACAAACGGAUUCCCAGCUUGGUCCUCCUAAGCAUGAGUAUGGCACUUCUGAGAAGGAAUUGGCUAUUCACGUGGAUUAUCAUAGAGCUUUACAUGAGAAUGCAGGUAUGCAUUCAAAAACAUCCUUCCCAAAAGCAUCUGUUUCACGAGAUCAGUCUUAUGAAGGUGUCUCUUCAACAUCACGACCUGCUGUGACAAUUACACCUGAGCUUAUUGCUACACUUCAAGCACUUAUGCCAGCCAAUUCUCAAUCUUCAGUCACUCAAAGCGGUCAGCCGAGAUCUAUUGCUUCCACAAUAGGGCUUUCUUCACCUGCUGUAACAAAUGAAAAGGGUGCUUUCUCGCAGGGCUGGAACCAACAGUUUCAAGUGGAUCCAAAUGUGCAAUCUCAACAGUUAGGGGUUCAAGGGUAUCCUAAUGCGAAUUUUGAUUCAUAUGUGUCCAGCCACCCUUUUCCAGCAAAUACGCAAUUGCAUAAUCCUGCAUAUAACCUCCAAGAGCAGGAACUUGACUGUUCCAGGCCUCUUGCAGUCCACUCAAUUGCUGCUCAGAAUCAACAGUAUGUACCGUCAAUGCAGAAUAGUAUGCAGCCUUAUUCCACAGAGUCUCCACGUAAUAUUGAGAAGAGCUAUGGGAUGGUGCAUGGAACACAUCUUGGGUCUUAUGAAAUAGGUGAUACUCGGCAGAAUCCUGAUCCAGGUUUAUACUCCAGUCAAGUUAGUGUUGCUAAUCUUUCCCGUUCAGAUAUCAUAUCGCCAACCUCAACUGGGAAUAUGAAUGCAGAAUUGCAGAAAUCACCCCAAAGAACUCAGACAUUGCCGUCUGGAGUUGGUCAAGGCACAUCGGAUGUGGAGGAACGUUAUCGAUCUACUUUACAGUUUGCUGCCAACCUUCUUUUUCAAAUCAAGCAGCAGCCACAACUACAGCAGGGAAAUUCUCACAUGGGAAAUCAGCAGUGAACUUUCCUCUUUGGUAGGUAGGUAUCUUUCUACUAACUUAUGGUAUUUUGCCUGAUAACAUGCAGUUCUGUGUGCAGUGCUGUUUAGCUCACUGAAGGUUUAUUAUGCAAUUUUUUUUACUUGAGUUGCAUCAUUAGUGUUAUGUCCUAUCUUUGAUCUUUAUCAUUUUGGUGGAUGGUGGCUAGUUGUUGCUUGAGUUGCAUCAUGAGUGUUAUGUUAUGUAUGAUCAUUGAUCUUUUCCAUUUUGGUGGGUGUUGGUGAUGGGUAGACCUGUUUUAACAGUAACAGUUGGGUGGACAGGUUUAAGGUUCUGGUCAUUUCCGGUCAGGUGCUUUUCGGGUCAGAUUCAGGGUCGGGUACGGGUUAACCCCAUGUGUCAAGAGUUGUUUAAAACUUCUUGCAAGAUUUUUUCCAAAAUAUAUAUCCCAACUUUCUUUUUGUUUCCAUAGGAUAUAUUUUUUAUAAACAGGACCAAUAUGCUGAUUGGCUAUAAAAUAAUGUUGACUUGAAAGUAUAUAAAUUGAAUAAAAUGUAGUGAAUUGAAACUUAAAAUGAUUAUAUGAAACUGAAAAAGUUGGAAAAUUCAAGAAAACAAGUCAAAGCGGCUGGGCUCAAGUUACGGUCGUGUUUGACCCAAAUUUUCCUGUAUUUUCGGGUUGGCAAUUGUCAUUUUUCAUGUCACGGGUCAAUCUUUUCAGUCGGGUUAAUGUUUUACUGGUCUAGCGCUAUCCUUUGAGUCAAUAUUGAUAUGAACAGAAAAUAAAAAGCCAAACCAAGUUUUCAAGAUAUCUAGGGUUGUAAAAAAAUGAAAAUGGUUUGACUAAAAACACCAAUGACAUCCUUGUGGUCUGUGGAUACUGGAUACCUUAGAUUUGAGUGUAUUUCUGCAUAUUUGCCAUUCAUUUUACCUGUGUCAAAAUUUGAUCACUUCUCCUUGGUUUGCCUUCUGUGUUUACUUUUUCUGAUGCUUGGGUGACCUGGUCUAUGCAAUAUUGUCAUAAUCUGCCUCUGCAAUCUGCAUUUUGGUCUUUCUUGUUGAAAAAAAGCAUUAGUAGCUCUUUAUGACUUUCAUGUUUUCUGUUCACUUUUAUUCUUAGAUUGCUACUCUAUUGUUUACCCUCUAACUAGUAAGACUGGUCUAUUUCUAAUUAAUUGUCUGCAAAUGAUGCACGCUGUUUUGUGUUUCGGAAUUGGGGUGUGUUUUGUAGGAGGGAGUAAAGGGUGGGAAUGGGAUUAAAAAUUCUUAAAUACGGAUAUCCCAUGUUUGGUUUAUGGGAAUGUAAUUAAAAUUAGGAUUGGGAAUGAGUUAUUCUUGGUCAAUUCCAUGACUUUAUUAACAAGGGGGUGUUGGUAUUAGAUUGGUGGGAAUUGGGGAAAUUGUAAAUUAUAAAAGAUAUUUAUGCCCUUGUAAAUUGUAAAAUUUUACAAAUCAAUAAAGAGAUAUUACAGUUCUCAAAUUAUUUUUAAAAAGGGUGAAUAGGUAAAUUUUUAUUUUAUUCCUAAUUUUAUUCCCACCUACCAAAAAAGAGAUAAAACAAAUCUAAUUAUUCCCAUUAACAUGUCAAACAACAGAUUGGGUUUAUUUUAACAAUUCCCAACUAUUAGUUUUGAAUCUCAAUCCCACUUUUUUAUCCUUCAAUUUCCAUUCCUACAUACCAAACGCUCCCUUGGAGAUAAUUUUUUGAAACAUUUUCCUCACUGGACAAACCUAAACUCAAUUGAGUGUUAGAAAUAACUACUAGGGCUAAGCUAAUGUGGAACAAUCCCUCUUGUAUGAGGCCAUCUCACGAUGAGACAACAUCAAAACAAGAAACCCACAAGCUAAUAGUUUCUUUUAGUAGACUAUUUAGCCCAAGUAUGGGUGUGUCUCAUGGUGAAACCGUCUCAUACAAGAAUUUGUGAAUGUGGGGAAUUAAUGAGAUAAGUAGCGCAAUAUGUGUGCCAUAUUGUUGGGUAUAGUUGGUAACAAUUUGGGUGGGAGUGUAUUUCAGUGGUCUUGAUUCUUUGUAGUUCUUCAGGAUUAGUUUUUACUAGAAAACUGAAGGUUAAAAAAAAAGUCUGGAAAAUAAGCUUGGGUUUGUCUUUACUUAUCAGCUGUCUAUAACUUAAUUAGAGAUAUGGGCCAAAUUAUAUUAAAAUGUUUUUAACAAUAUGGGGUAAAUGUAUGCCCAGUAAAAACUGAUCUGGAAUAUUGAAAUCUUUCCAAUUUCUAGAUGUAAUAAUUUGUAUAUAACAUAUGGGUUUUGUAAAUUCCAAUUUCUUCAAUUCUGAUAAAACAGUUUGCUUUCCCUUUGUUCCAAUUACUGUCCUCUAUUUACUGUCCACCUGCUAAGAUUGCAAUUUUCAAUUACAACGAGAAAACAUCAAUUUUAGGAUGCCGGACGGACAUGAGUUAACUUCAACCAUCGACCUUCAUUCUUUACAAAAUAUGAAUUGAGUACGGAACAUAAUGUAAGACAAAAUUAAUUCAUAAAUAUAAAUGCUAAAAUCACAAAUGAAAUAUUUACAAAAUACUCGUUGACAAAACUAAUUAACUACUUAUUAAAGAGAAUGCAUCAUUAAGGGGUUUAAAUAUUUUCAUAAAAGACAGUGAUAGUAUGUAUGCUUUCUAAUACUUAUUAAGAAUAAGAAUGGACCAAUAUUAUAAAUAUGGCUAAAAGUAUAAUGGGCAUGGGUAUUUUUGGAGGUUGAGUUAGCCUUGUCCCAGACACGCUACAACACCACUAUGUUAGUCGGUUGAAUUGUGGGCUAUUUUAAUUCUAAUUUUUACAUUUUUUAGAUGCAAAAGUGGGUCUUGUGGCCUUUUACGUACAACUCGACUAGUAUCAAUAUUUAUUGAAAAUUGAUGAAUUUUGAACUAAAAAUGGCAUAUUCUAAGAAACGGUUUCAUUUGGUUGAUUUAAAUAUAUGUUUGAUUUGAACAAAGACUAUGAAUGUUCGAUUUUAAAAUUCGAAAUUCUCCCCCAACAAAUCAUGCAAAAUAUACUGGAAACUCCUACAAGUAAUGUUUUUCGGUCACAUAAUCUUAUUACACAUUCUUGUAAGAGACCAUCUUUAAUUAGGUUAGUCUAUCAUAUGUUUUUUAUGAUAUUGUAAGUAGUCAUUAAAAAUGAUAUAAGUAGACGUUUUAAAAUAUUGAAAUUAUGCAUUAAGAAUAUGGUAAGUAAGCAUUAAGGAUAAUUUAAAAAGACAUUAAGAAUACGGUAAGUAAGCAUUAAGGAUAAUUUAAAUAGACAUUAAGAAUACGGUAAGUAGACAUUAAUCAUUAUUAGGCCGGACUUUAGAUUUGUCUCUCCAGAAACUAGCUGAUCUUAAUAAUUAGAAUUGGUAAAGUAUGAAUAUUAUCAAUUAUUCACAAACAAUAUGUCCAUAUGCUAAAUCUCAUGGAUAGGCAAAGUUUUGAUGGCCCGUAAGGAAAUCGAUACCAAAUGGCAGGAAUGGUAAUGAAAAAUGGGAAAUUCUACAUGGUAGUAUCUAGUUUUUAUAAAACGCCAGUGGUAACACUUUUGUAAUUUUUUUCCACAUGUUAGCAUCCAGUUUAUGCACUAUCUAACUGCCGUAGCAUUUUCCGUUAAAUUCUUAUUAAUUUCUGUUUAAUUUAUUAUUUUGUAAGAUUUUUCUACAUGUCUGCAUCCAAUUUUUGCUCUCAAAUGUUUAAUUCACCAAUUAACGUUUAAUUCACCGAUUAAUUUAUUAACGCUCUUAAAUGUUGUAACAAUUUUAUUUUCAUUUAAAUUAUUGGCAUUAUAAAGUUCAAAAGGUGCAUUUCAUAAGUUCAAAAGGUGCAUUUCAAGCACUAAUACAUAUCAAUGUAAUCGUCACAACAUUUAAGGGCGUUGAUAAAUUAAUCGGUGAAUUAAACGUUAAAAUGGUGAAUUAAACAUUUGAGAGCAAAAACUACAUGCAACCAUGUGGAAAAAUUAAACAAAAUGAUGAAUUAAAUAGAAAUUAACAAGAAUUUAAUGGAAAAUGCUACGACAGCUAGAUAAUGUAUAAACUAGAUGCUAUCAUGUGGAAAAAUCUUACAAAAAUGCUACAACUGACGUUUUAUGAAAACUGGAUACUACCAUGUGGAAUUUCCCAUGAAAAAUUAAUAUAAUUUGGUUGAAACAUUUGUUGAUAAGUUUAAUUGUCAUUAUUACUUUCUUUUAACUUCAUUACAAAAUUUAUUUCAAUGCAUUACCAUUUAAAUAUGGGCUAUUAGGUGGUAAUAAUAAAUAAUGCAUAAAAAACCUUUCUAUGAUUAAAUUUUCAUUAACAUAAGAAUGACAUAAUACAUAUCUUGAAAUUUAUACCAUAAAUCAUUGCUAUUUCAACUAUUUAGUACUGAUUAUCAAACGGGGUGUGAUAAAAAUGGUCUUUUUUAAUGAACAUUGGUUAUAACUGCGAUAAGCAACAGUUAGAUUAUAACACGGUAUUCAAAGGACGACCAUGACCCUUUACUAAUUUUUAAUAUAUGAUAUAAUGGUUGAUUAUAUUCAACAAGAAUAAGUAACGUUCAAUGGUUAUAGUAAUAUUAGAGGUAUAUACGUGGGUUAUUUGGUCGAUUUUGGAUGGAGGUCAUUCAAUUUGGUUGAAUUUUGAAUUUGUUAAUUUUUGUUGUAUGCCGCGAUGUGUCAUGUUCAGGUCAAAUAUGUUUGUCACGGCUGUUUUAACGAUUAUUUGCGUUAUCGAUUUCGCACUGGUUCGUUCCCAGUUAAAAUUGGAGUCUAGUGUCAAUCAAGCUCAGGUUGUCAUCGAUCUAAAAUUAGUUCAGUUUUUUUGGGCACAAAUUAGGUUCGAGCUUUAUUUUUUGAGUAGUUAUUGGUUACUAACAAGUAUUGAUAAGGUUAAUAUCGGAUUAAGUCAAUAGUUAGUUUUGUAAUUGAUAUAUGUUCAUUUACGUACGAAAAAAUAUUACCAAUUUUUUUAUCAAAUGUGACAGAUCAAUUUAUAUAUCUUUCUUGAGCCGGGGAACUCCUUUGGCCGCGCUCUCCAUUAUGGAUAUGAGUUGCCGCCGUUCUUUCCUCCCCAGACCCUGUCCAUAGUUUUUCUAUGAGCGGGAUACACUGGGUAGGAUGAUGAUGAUGAGAUGACAUAUCAAUUUAUAUCAAAAAAUCUUAUAACAAUAUAUGAUUGUUAUUUGAUAUCCCUUCUGUCCCUAUGGAAUGCACACAAAUAAUUUUUGGUGAAAUUUAGUGGUAAGAGGAAUUGAGUUGGGAGAGUAAUAGAAAAAUAAAUGGACAAUAAAAAUAAGUGGCUAAGAUAAAAAGAGAUAAUAAAUUCAUUAAUGAGAUUAAAAGAAAGAAAGUAAAACUAUAAUAAAAAAAAUACAAAAUAAAUGAGAUAAAUUAAAAUAAAAAGUAAUGAGUAUUACACCGCAUUAGAUUUUGAUUGAUAGGACAUUUGGAAUGGAAACAAUAAGAUAUCUUAAAAAAAAAUUGUGAUCGAUGCUCGACUUCGACUAGGCUCCAGCUAAAGCCAAUCUAAGCAAAAUAAAUGGAGUGAAUUUUAAGGUCUUUCAUUUUGCAACAAAAAAUAACAACAUAAAUAAUAGAACUACUUACUCCGUUUCAGUUAGCUUUGCAAAGGUGGUAUAAUAAAUUAAACUAAUGAAAUAUUUAGAAAUAAAAGAAAAUGAAACUUGUUAAAGUAAUUGAAUCAUUUUUAAAAAUAAAUAUGAUAAUAAUUUAAUCGAAUAAUUUAAAAUAAAAAAUAAAAUACAUUUAUUAGAAACACAUAAUUUUGUAGUUUGUUUCAAUCAAUUGGUUGUAAGGGGAAAAUGUACAUAACAUGCGUUGAAUUUUUU
Messenger RNA from Amaranthus tricolor (Joseph's coat), 9201 nucleotides. RefSeq names its product flowering time control protein FPA-like. Gene Ontology annotation, molecular function: RNA binding. The transcript has 9 exons. NCBI's taxonomy places the organism in Eukaryota, Viridiplantae, Streptophyta, Magnoliopsida, Caryophyllales, Amaranthaceae. The record is from RefSeq and is a predicted model, not a curated record. The coding region runs from base 672 to 3413 and encodes 913 amino acids.